GGUGUAAGCGCAAUUGUCUACAAGGCUGAAUGCCUGUCGAACUCAUCGGCCGUGGCAAUCAAAGCAAUCGAUCUUGAUCGAUCCAAAGCCAACUUGGACUAUAUCAGGCGGGAAGCCAACACCAGGUCCCUUCUCUCCCACCCAAACAUCCUUAGAGCCCAGUCCCAUUGUUCGUUCACAGUCGAUCGUCAUCUCUGGGUGGUCAUGCCCUUCAUGUCUGGUGGGUCUCUUCAAUCCAUCAUCUCUUCGUCUUUCCCUGAUGGCUUGCCGGAGCCCUGCAUAGCUAUCAUUUUGAGAGAAACCCUCAACACUCUCAUGUACCUCCAUGACCAAGGCCAGGUCCAUCGAGACAUCAAGGCUGGGAACAUUCUGGUUGCUUCAGAUGGGUCUAUUAAACUCGCCGACUUCGGUGUCUCUGCGUCAAUCUACGAACCCAGUCCGUCAUCCAUGAAAUUCAAUGGUGUGGCUGGAAUACCUUAUUGGAUGGCACCAGAGGUGAUAUACUCUCACACUGGGUAUAGCUUCAAGGCUGAUAUUUGGACAUUUGGGAUUACGGCAUUAGAGCUUUCUCAUGGUCGACCUCCACUCUCUCAUCUUCCUCCCUCAAAAUCUCUGGUGAUGAAAUUCGCCACCAAGUUUCAAGACUACAGGAAGAACACAAAAGACAAGAGUAAGUUUUCAAAGAACUUCAAAGAGAUGGUCAAAGAUUGUCUAAAUCAAGAUCCAUCGAAGAGACCCACCGCAGAGAUGUUGUUGAAGCAUCCCUUCCUCAAGAACUGCGGGACCCCAGAUUUCCUCACCAAGAAUUUAUUGCAAGGGUUGCCCACAGUUGAAGAGAGGUUCAAGAAAAUCAUAGUAGAUCAUCCUCCACCGAUUUGCAGCGCCGAUGUAAAUGUACAUGAAGAUGACAGCGACGAAGCAUCCCUUGAUUACUCUGUCAAGCAAAGAAUGAUAAGUGGAUGGAAUUUCAAUGAGGAAGUACUAGAGCUGGACCCUAUUUUCCCAACUGACAAAGAAGAAAGCUCCUCUCAGUCCCAGACGACGGAAGAUGAUCAGGAUUUUAUUGCAGCAGCUGACAAUACUCCCAUGAAUCUCAGCGCAGACAAGCUUCUUGGGCGGAUGAAAGGAAAGAAGAAGAAGCGAGCUGCCAAAAGAGCUCGUACUGAGUCUCCAGAGCCCGCCGUCCCUGAGCCCGAACAGCCUUCCAGUGCACCUCCGGUGAUUGACUUGGAGGCAGAGAAGGUCCCACCUUGUGCACCCGAGAUGUCUACAAGGCCCACCCCUACGACAACUGUUGCUUCUCCGGGGAGCGGAGAGAUAGUUCAGAGUAUCUUGACUCUACAAUACAGCCUCCAAAAGAGCAAAGGGGCUAUGUAUUCUGAGGAAGUCACGAGUUGGGCUGAACUAACACCUGCUCAGCUUGGAGCUCGGGUAGCUACCCACUGCAUGGUGCACCUAAAACGGGUUCUAGCUGCUGAGAAUUCAUCUCAUGAGGCUCAUGCUGAGUUGGAUUUAGCUCGCGACAAGAUUAGUCAACUGGAGGACUGUGCGCGAGCUCAGGAAGAACUCAUCGCGUCACUGACAUUGGAGAACCUUGAGGCCAACGUUAAGGAGCAAACUGAAAUUCUUCUCAAGGCCAUAGAGGAAGCCAAGGUCAAGGCCAUCGCGGAUUAUAAGAGCUCAGAGGAGUUCGAGGGAGAACUAAUCAAAGCCGGAUCUGAGGGUUACCGUAAGGGCUUCAAGCUAAGUAGGUGGCUGACCAAGCGCGAGUUCCCGCAGCUCGAUAUGAGUGCUAUCACUACUUCAUGGAUCACAAAUGAGAUGGCCCUUGAAGCCGCUGGAGACCCAGACUUCGAAGCGGAGAGCGAUGAUGGGCUACUCGACGCUGAAGAGGCUGGUGCCGACGACAAAGCUGGUGCCGAUGACAGGGCUGGUUCCUCCAUUGAGACAUCGAGCAAGGGUGAUAAGUGCCCCGAAUAG
This is a messenger RNA of Nelumbo nucifera (sacred lotus), 1980 nucleotides long. The record is from RefSeq and is a predicted model, not a curated record. Lineage: Eukaryota; Viridiplantae; Streptophyta; Magnoliopsida; Proteales; Nelumbonaceae.